Molecule: messenger RNA, 422 nt
Organism: Cyclopterus lumpus (lumpfish)
Lineage: Eukaryota; Metazoa; Chordata; Actinopteri; Perciformes; Cyclopteridae
Gene: cfap144
Product: family with sequence similarity 183 member A
Exons: 4
Coding region: 24-422 (132 amino acids)
Cellular component (GO): ciliary base
Source: RefSeq, a predicted model, not a curated record
UUUUUUGUUGGUUUGUUAUUAACAUGGCAGGAAAGGAGAAACUGGACGUGGUUCAUCAAAAUGCAAUCCACGUUGAGACGAUCCGGAAAGAGCAAAGACAACAGAAACUGCACACGAAGUUCAGCAUCAACCCGCACCGGAAACUACAUAUCCUGACAGACAAACCCAUGUCUAGGAAACCAACAGAAGUGAUUGCAGAGAACUCGGACUUCACCAAGGCCUUCCACAAGGCCCACCUGGAACCCAAGAAGAAGCACGCAAUGCCACAGACGGAGAGUCAGGAGAUAGGAUGGGUGUCAACUCCACUGAUCCCAUCAAACCGCAACGACAGGAGAUUAAAUUUCUACAGAAUCAGCACAGAUGUCACCAAAUACAAAGAAGCUGCCCUGCGUGCAAACUACAGCAAGACAGAAAUAAAGUAA